Musca domestica (house fly) is the source of this 1394-nucleotide messenger RNA. RefSeq names its product serine protease snake. Gene Ontology annotation, molecular function: serine-type endopeptidase activity. The coding region runs from base 74 to 1369 and encodes 431 amino acids. Gene Ontology annotation, biological process: proteolysis. The record is from RefSeq and is a predicted model, not a curated record. Lineage: Eukaryota; Metazoa; Arthropoda; Insecta; Diptera; Muscidae. The transcript is spliced from 8 exons.
UUUGCUAAACGGACACCAGACAGUAAAGAACACCAUUAAAAUUAUUCAUAAAAUAAAUCUAAAUAUUCCACAAAUGUUUUCUUCAAAUCGUGGAAUCGUAUAUGGCAUUGUGUUAUUUUCUUCAGUUUGGAUACUUGGUAUCGAAGCUCAACAUCGUGGUAAUUAUUAUGGAUUUGCUCCCCCCUUGCCCACCAUAACUUAUGAUGGUCUGGGGAAUUGUUAUGUGAAUUCGGUUGGAUUGAAGGGCCACUGCGUGCCAUAUCCAAAAUGUUCAAGUGCUGUACAAAAUUGGCAAUACUAUCAGAGAAUGCCAUUCAGUUGUUAUUUUAAUGGUUAUGAGAAUUUUGUUUGCUGCCCUGAGGCAUAUGUUAUAACAACGACAACGCGGUCACCAUUGGUGGGAUUUUAUUCAUCACCAAAUAAUCCAUUUUUACCACCAACUGCUUAUUAUAAUCUACCAGCACAAAGGAGAAGUGAAAAAGAAUGUGAAGCAACUUAUAGCCCCUAUUCCCGUUCGCAUCGCCGUCAUAGACAUAGAAGAUCUUCAAAUAAUAACAGCUCAGAAUCCACAAUCGAUGAAAUGCUGGAACCUGUGGAAGAGGAAAUUAUUCAGAAGGAAACUGCCAUCGAUACAGAGGUGGUGGGAGGUAUUACCACACAUGAGGAUGAAUUUCCUUAUAUGUGUGCCCUGGGCUGGCGUGAAUCCUCAUCUUCCCGGCGUUCGGAAAUCUUAUAUCAUUGUGGCUGUGUGUUAAUUGCCCGAAAAUAUGCUCUAACAGCUGCCCACUGUGCCAACUUUGGGGGGGAACCCCCAAAAAUUGUUCGAAUCGGUGGUGGUGAUUUGGAUGAACGUCGUCAUGUUGAAAUGAUUCGAAUUAGGCGUAUUAUUCAGCAUCCGGAUUAUGAUUCCAAAUAUGCUUACAAUGAUAUAGCAGUGGUUAAGCUGGAGAGAAGUUCCAGGGCAAGGCCUGCAUGUCUUUGGGCCAACGAAGGACUGCCACAAGAAGUUUUGACCGCCAUUGGUUAUGGACAAACAAAGUUUGCUGGUCCCACAUCAAAUAGUUUGCUCAAGGUCCACUUAAAUGUCCUUACAAAUGAGAACUGCAAACCAUAUUAUGAGACAGGUGAUAAAUUACCCAAUGGCUUGGAUGCUGGGCAAAUAUGUGCUGGUGAUCCAAAUGGAAAAAUGGAUACAUGUCAGGGUGACUCAGGUGGUCCCUUGCUGCUGAAUGUGGCCAAAUAUCAAACCUAUGUCCCUUAUGUUGUGGGUUUAACCUCCUUUGGUGAUGGCUGUGCCACAGGUGUACCCAGCAUCUAUACCAGAAUAUAUACUUUCAUUGAAUGGAUCGAAAGUCAAGUAUGGAAGUAAAACCGGCCGAAUUUUAAAACUUAAA